Molecule: messenger RNA, 768 nt
Organism: Dipodomys ordii (Ord's kangaroo rat)
Lineage: Eukaryota; Metazoa; Chordata; Mammalia; Rodentia; Heteromyidae
Product: apoptosis-associated speck-like protein containing a CARD
Exons: 3
Coding region: 72-668 (198 amino acids)
Biological process (GO): innate immune response; regulation of apoptotic process; inflammatory response
Source: RefSeq, a predicted model, not a curated record
CUUGGACGAGGAGGCGGGCAGACUUCCUGGUGGGGCGGCCGGGCGGAAGGCAGCAGCAGCCGGGGUGAGCCAUGGGGUCGGCGCGCGACGCCAUCCUGGACGCCCUGGAGAACCUGACGGCCGAGGAGCUGAAGAGAUUCAAGCUGAAGCUGCUGUCGGUGCCGCUGCGCCCCGGCUUCGGGCGCAUCCCGCGCGGGCCGCUGCAGUCCAUGGACGCCAUAGACCUCACCGACAAGCUCGUCAGCUACUACAUGGACUCCUACGGCCCCGAGCUCACGGCCACGGUGCUCCGGGAGAUGGGCAUGCAGGCGCUGGCGGAGCAGCUGGGGGACCGGCUCCGGGCACCCAGUGCACAGCCAGCUGCACUCAAGGCCUCUCUUCAGAUGGCAGCCACGCCUGAACCCUCAAGACUCCACUUCGUGGAUCAGCACCGCAGGGCGCUCAUCUCCCGCGUGACAGAUGUGGACGGGCUGCUGGACGCCCUGUUUGAUGACAAGGUGUUGACGGAGGAGCAGUACCAGGCGGUGCGGGCAGAGACCACCAACCCCACCAAGAUGAGGAAACUCUACAGCUUCAUGCCAGCCUGGGAUCUCAAGUGCAAGGAGCUGUUCCUCCAGGCCUUGAGGGACAUCCAGCCCUACCUGGUGGACGAUCUGGAGAAACACUGAGGCCUCCCCUCUCUCUCCAGCACCGAGCCACAUUCAACUACUGGCAGCUACACAGAACAUCCCAGCUCUUGACUUUGAUACGUAAUAUAUGAGAAAAAAA